AUGCCAAACGUAACACCACUCUUCAAAAAAUAUGUUUCUGUCUUUUCUGAAAACUCACAGGGCGAUUCUGCAGCCAAAACUGGACAAAACCCAAAGGACCGCCAGAAGUACAUGAUUCAAGACUCCUUCAUUAAAGAGUGUCUGGAGGUACUCAAACAUGUUUUUGAGCUUCAAAAAGUCGUGGACUCGAUCCGGACACAAUACCAGAGUGAGCUGGAUCUCACAGACCGCGAAAAAGAUGACUUCGAUACUGAAGUGCGUUUGCUGAUACAGCAGUACUUUGAGAAGCUCAAGUUUUUAGAACAGUAUGAAAACAAACGGCAGGAAAUGAUAGAAAAAAAGUAUCUGGAGGACCCGCGAGGCGAAAUUUCUUCUUUAUUUCGGACCAGAGACGAAUCUUUGAUACUCUUCCACGCUACGAACAACAAGCAUAGACGUGGAAUCUUACAAUCUCUGAAUAUGAUAAUAUCGUCCAUUUUCUCCGACAUAUCAAAGAUGCAACAACACAGAUUAUCACGCCAGCGGGAAUUGGACUCCAUAGACUUCAACGCCCAACUGUACAAUCCAACACAUGCCGUAAUCAGGUCUGUCUCUCAGCAUCCCACGGUUGCAACAACCGAAGAGGAAGUACGUCAGUAUCAAGAGACCGUGGGCAAGUUAUCUCAGGAGCAAUUGCAAGUCUUGGAAACCGAACAUGACGAACUCCUGAAUAUUAAAACGCAAGAGCUUGAAAAAGUUGAAAAUUUGAGUAAGACGAUGGUACAGAUCACUUCUCUACAAAAUGAAAUAGCAUCGCAUCUCCAAUCCCAAACGCAAAGCAUAUACUCGCUUCUUGACAAUCACGACGACAUAGAACUGGACAUUGUACAAGGUAACCGGCAGUUAAAGAAAGCUCAAAGACACGGCGGAAAGUCUGCUAAACUUAUAGUAUACCUUUCAAUUCUCUUUGGCAUUUUGAUUGUUUGUCUUGACGUCAUCAACUAA
Lachancea lanzarotensis is the source of this 984-nucleotide messenger RNA. RefSeq names its product LALA0S01e17854g1_1 (gene UFE1). The coding region runs from base 1 to 984 and encodes 327 amino acids. The record is from RefSeq and is a predicted model, not a curated record. The transcript has a single exon. Gene Ontology annotation, biological process: retrograde vesicle-mediated transport, Golgi to endoplasmic reticulum. Lineage: Eukaryota; Fungi; Ascomycota; Saccharomycetes; Saccharomycetales; Saccharomycetaceae. Gene Ontology annotation, cellular component: SNARE complex; endoplasmic reticulum.